CGCGGGAGGCGUUGGCCGGCGCAGUGUCAGUCUGAGUUCCACAGGCGAGCAGGCGUCGUCUCCGCGAAGGAACCCUGCGCCGAGCAAGUUGGACACUUUCAAACUCACCUCGACCCCUCGGGUUUUCUCGAGUUCCACCGCCGCCGAAGCGAUUUGCCCGAACCGCUCGAGAUGAUCAAAAACGGCCACCACGCCGCGGACGAGCAGCGGGACGAAGCCGACCGCGGUACGCCGGGUGGCUCCGUGUGCAGCACGGACAAACGGAAGCGCGUCGUCCGCCUGUGGUGUGAUGGCUGUUAUGACAUGGUGCACUAUGGUCACUCAAACCAGCUGCGCCAGGCCAAAGCCAUGGGAGACUACCUCAUAGCUGGAGUCCAUACAGAUGCGGAGAUCUCCAAGCACAAGGGCCCUCCGGUCUUCACUCAGGAAGAGCGCUACAAGAUGGUGCGGGCCAUCAAGUGGGUGGAUGAGAUUGUGGAAGGAGCUCCGUACGUCACCACCCUGGAGACUCUGGACAAGUACAACUGUGACUUCUGCGUGCAUGGAGAUGACAUCACGCUGACGGUAGAUGGCAAGGACACAUAUGAGGAGGUGAAGCUCGCCGGCCGUUACCGGGAAUGUAAGCGCACACAGGGCGUCUCCACCACUGACCUGGUGGGACGUAUGCUUCUCAUGACCAAAGCCCAUCACAGCAACAUGGAUAACCCAGAUUACCAGCAGCAUACAGACAAUUUUGGAAAGGGUCCAAAAGGCCACAGUCCAUGGACGGGAGUGUCCCAGUUCCUCCAGACAUCCCAGAAGAUCAUCCAGUUCGCCUCAGGAAAGGAGCCACAGCCCGGAGACACCAUCAUCUAUGUGGCUGGAGCAUUUGACCUCUUCCACAUUGGCCAUGUUGAUUUCCUAGAGAUGGUGUAUAAGCAGGCCGAGAGGCCCUACGUCAUCGUAGGUCUGCACUUUGACCAGGAAGUGAAUCGCUACAAGGGGAAGAACUAUCCAAUCAUGAACAUCCACGAGAGGACACUGAGUGUCUUGGCCUGCCGGUAUGUGUCAGAGGUGGUGAUUGGUGCGCCCUAUGCAGUGGGCAAAGACCUGCUGGUUCACUUCAAGGUGGAUUUGGUGUGUCAUGGCAAGACCGAGGUGUUUCCAGACAAGGACGGCUCAGACCCUUACGCUGAGCCUAAGAAGAGGGGAAUAUUCAGGACCAUCGAUAGUGAGAACAACCUCACCACAGAUGACAUUGUCCAGAGGAUCAUUGAAAACCGGCUGCAGUUUGAAGCCAGGAACCAGAAGAAGGAGGCCAAGGAGAUGGCAGUGAUCGAGGCGAUAAAGAAGAGGGAGCAGAACGAAGCUGCAGCCCAGACUGCUCACUGACAACACCUCAGAUUUGGGCCCAACUGGUUCUUUGUCUGAUUUUAGCUUUAAGAGGUUGGACUCCAAUGUCCCAGACAGAGGGUCCACGUUGUCCUAAACCGGGCCUGGCUUUAGGUGGAACGACCCCUGUGGGCCAGUGGGUCUCUAGUAGUCCACUGGAUUCGACACACCGCUGGGUUGGACGACUCCAGUCUACAUGGGACUAGAUUAGAUCUGCCUUGACCAGAACACGAAUCCAAACACCUAACACAUACUAUGAUUUUUUUUAAACCCAGAAAAAUUGCUAUAUUAUCCCUUUGCUGCGCAGAGAACUUAUAAUUUUUAUCUUCUUUCAUGUUGUACUACAGUAUAAUUGUUUGUAUCCAUGAAUUCACAAAGCUUGCGCCCCCCGUACAGGUGUUACAUUGGUAGGUUAAGUUUGUAAUCAUCCAUAACUUAUUGACAAAAUGUCAAUGUCAACAUCAUUGUCAGUUCUUUUUUUAGAUUCUAACCCAAAUUAGUUUUUUUAAAUAAUCAGUCUGUAAUGUUGGAUAUUUUUAAUACACUUUGAAAAUGUAGAUCUAUUUUAAUUUCUAUGUUUUUGUCCAUCCUAAGAAAAAAAAAGAACAUAGUUUCUAUGUUUAAUGAUCUGUGAAGUACUCUUCUAACUUUUAACUGUGGCUUUUAUCUACAGCAAUUUGCACCUAGUGAGUGAAUGUUUGCGUGCGUGCGUGCGUGCGUGCCUGCGUGUGCCUAGUUAAGUAGGAAGUAGGUGUUUGCACUGUAAAUGACAGUAGUGCCCCAUGUCUAAAGCUAUAACUAAUGUGUGGGCUGGGAAUUAUAUUGUAACUACUGCUCUGUCUACAACUGUGGGUAAACUUGUUGAGUCCUACUUUCAUCGAUCUACGUUCUUGAAAUGUUUUUGGGGAAAACACUAGAGUUUCCUCUCUCCUUUUUCAAAAGACAAUGCAAGAACUUCAAGAUUUGGGAGCCAGUGUCACUGUCAAACUGUUGACAGUUGCUCUCUCAUCACAUGGGGCGCAUCACUUUGACGUGAUUUGUUCAUGGUAGCGAGACGGUGUGGUGUUCAGACUGUGUUGGAGGGUGGGGCGGUGGCCGCCAUAGAAAUUAAUACGUUUCGAAAUAUUACAAAGUGGGAAUUUCCAAUCUCCAUAAUGCAAUGUGUAGAUUUCCCUUUAGCAAAUAAAUUGGCAAUAUGGCAAA
Molecule: messenger RNA, 2574 nt
Organism: Scophthalmus maximus (turbot)
Lineage: Eukaryota; Metazoa; Chordata; Actinopteri; Pleuronectiformes; Scophthalmidae
Gene: pcyt2
Product: phosphate cytidylyltransferase 2, ethanolamine
Exons: 12
Coding region: 172-1371 (399 amino acids)
Biological process (GO): phosphatidylethanolamine biosynthetic process
Cellular component (GO): cytoplasm
Molecular function (GO): ethanolamine-phosphate cytidylyltransferase activity
Source: RefSeq, a predicted model, not a curated record